GCAAUCGUAGGCGCCGCUGACGCUCGAGGAUAAACAACAAAAGCAGAAACCAGCGGUGAGCACUGCGCAGCUCAUAGUCCCGCACCGACGACCAUAGACUCUCUGGUCGCGAUUGAGGAGUUUCUCAGGCUAGAGCUUGGGAUAGAGGAUCUCCGAGGAGAAGAUUCAAGUCGUAGCCUUUCGGCCGAACGUUUCGCGAAGGAGUUGUGGUCGUUGCAUUCAUUAAUGAGAAGAAAGUGACCGGGAACUUGCGUUGUCUUCCGAUCGUCCACGACCGGUGACAGGACUCCACGAGAUCGCUCCGGCUUCGCUUCAGGACUGAGAGCAUAAGCACCGAGAGCGCAAUGGUUUUCGCAGCCGUGUGCUAUGGGCUCGGGAUGAUACUCAAUGGCAUCCUGAUGUUCGUAGCAGUCUUCCAUGUGAUUGCGUUCGACGAAUUGAAGUGCAGUUACAAGAACCCGAUCGAGCAAUGUCGAUCCCUCAACGUGCUGAUUCUUCCCGAAUACGUCAUCCACGCUGUUUUCACCGUAUUGUUCCUACUCGCGGGAGAGUUCCUGACGGUGUUGAUAAAUCUUCCGCUCGAUGCCUUCCAUUUAAUGAAGUACAUGAACAGACCCGUCAUGAGUGGUCCAGGCAUAUACGAUCCUACCAUAAUACUGAACGCGAAUAUACUCAACCAAGCCGUCAGAGAAGGAUGGGUGAAAAUGGCAUUUUACCUGCUCGGAUUUUUCUACUACCUCUACGGGCUUGUGAGCUCUCUUAUGUGAGAUUUGGGAUGAGUGAUCGGGAGAGCUGCCCGAAACUGUGUAGAAGACUUUGCAAAGUUUCGGAGCGGAGUUCCGUCGCCUCAUUGGAAAGCUUGGUGCCCACGAUAGCAAUACCCGGUGUAUAUAGCUCUAUACAUAAGGUGAUAGAAGAAGAAUAAACUUAUUUUGUGAAGCUGAUGGUUGACUGA
Molecule: messenger RNA, 955 nt
Organism: Galendromus occidentalis (western predatory mite)
Lineage: Eukaryota; Metazoa; Arthropoda; Arachnida; Mesostigmata; Phytoseiidae
Gene: cni
Product: protein cornichon
Exons: 5
Coding region: 345-767 (140 amino acids)
Biological process (GO): vesicle-mediated transport
Source: RefSeq, a predicted model, not a curated record